Taeniopygia guttata (zebra finch) is the source of this 3003-nucleotide messenger RNA. The record is from RefSeq and is a predicted model, not a curated record. NCBI's taxonomy places the organism in Eukaryota, Metazoa, Chordata, Aves, Passeriformes, Estrildidae.
AUGCUGGAGCUGGCAGACUUGCCCCUGCAGAAGGGCUCCGUGGAGCUCCUCAAGCAGAGAUGGGAAUCUGCCAACGCUACGAGACCAGGCCUGAUGUUCCAGCACUCGCCACUCCCACCAUCCCUGGUGCCAGACAGGAUCGCCCUGGAGAAGAUGCCAUCAGACAGCAGGAGGGCAGAUGUGUUUAAGGAGGAGACCCCAGGUGGAUCUCAGCUGGUGGAGCACGUCCCUGUCACCGUGGAGGAGCUGCGGAGCCACUUUGAGGCACUGGGCGGCAGGAAGGAAACAGAAAGUGAGAGAAAUUCACUUUCAUCACCAUUGAAGAGUCAGCCUGGGAACCAGUCUGCCAUUUCUCAGGAGGAGUCUAGCGUGAAAAGAGGGAGAGCAAUCUUUGAAAAGAUGUCAUCAGAAAAUGGCCAAAGCAACAGCUCAGAAGUGGAGUCUCGCAAACUGGUAAGAGGACUAUCUAAAGAGAGUGCUCCCAGGGCUGAUAACACACUGCUGGAUUUCCAGGAGACUGUCUCCUUUAAAGAAAGAAUGGCUAUGUACAAGGCUGCUGUGUCCUUUGCCCAUAGUUCACAGAAGACCAAGUUCUGUACUGUGCCUGGUGGCCUGGCAGCAGUGAGGAAACAAUUUGAGAAAGUACAAAGGAUGUCUCCAAAAAAGACCUUUGUUCAGUACCAGCACCAGCAUAGAUCUCUACAGGCAGCAGCUAUCACUCUUGGCUCUCUACAUUGUACUGGAAAUUGGUUCUUUGUAAUAGUUGCCAUAAUACCAGUAGAGCUCAAUAAACUUGUGUCCAAAAUGGUUUCUCCUCAUGAGCAAGUUAUUCAUGAAAUGAAAAUGGCUCCUACAUUCACUCAGCACGACACAGUAAUCAAUUCAGCUCAGAAUGAAGAGCUCCCAAAGACUGUAACAGAGAUUUUAAAACAGCAGAUUGAGAAGGCAGCUCAGGAAAAGGCUGUUCACUCUGUCAGAGAGAUCACAACUUCUGCUAAAGAAGUAAAGAAACUGCAGAUUCAGGAAAAUGAAACGUGCAAACUCUGUCAACAGAGAGUGUACCCCAUGGAAUGUCUAGUUGCCGAUAAGCAGAAUUUUCAUAAAUCGUGUUUCCGGUGUCACCACUGUGGCAGUCAAUUAAGCUUGGGAAAUUAUGCAUCUCUCCAUGGAAAAAUAUAUUGUAAACCCCAUUUUAAGCAACUUUUCAAAUCAAAAGGAAAUUAUGAUGAAGGUUUUGGACACAAGCAGCAUAAGGAAUUAUGGAAUUCUAAAGAUCAACUUAGUUCAAUUAACAAAACUCAGGCUGAAGAAACAAAUCCCAUUAAUAGCAUACCUGUUGAUCCUAAACCAAUUACAGAAGUUGAUAAAGGCUUGUACUCAGGUACCGAAGACGCUCGUCCUGAUAUUUUGGAUAAUAAUUUGAAAACCACAGAAAGAGGUAAAUUAAAAAUGACAUGGCCUCCUUCAACAGAUGAUGCAACAUCUAAGAAAACAUUCUCUAUUGAAGAAUCAGCUAAAGUAAAUAAGACAAAGUGGCCCCCAGAAGGUUUUGCUCAAGAAGAUUCUAGUAUUUAUACAAAUAAACCUCAGGGCAACAAAAAGGAAUCUCAGAAAAAUCCCACUGUGAUGGAGCAAAAUAAAAAAACCACCACAAAUUCACAACAAAAUCAAUACUCAUCCACUCUGUCUGAAAAAGAAUGUACAAAUACCUGUAAAGCAAAGAAAAAUGAAGCAGGCAAUAAGGGAAAGGAUGGGGAAGCUGGAAACGUGCAAGAUAAGGUUAAUAAACUAGAAGCACCAGAGAAUAGAGAGCAAAGUGGAAGGGAUAUUAAUGAGGGUGAUAAUGUAAUUAUGGAUAGUACUGGGAAGAAGCAAGAGAAACAAAUUAAUGGAACUGAUAAUUCAGAAGUUGUACAGGUUACUAAUAUUGAUGAUGUAACAGUACAAAAGAAUCACAAAGAAUGCAGCUUGAAUAACAACAACAAUAAUAAUUAUGCCACUUUUUCACAUCAAAAUAUUUGUACACAGAAAACAACGCUCUCAGUUGUGUCUACCCCAAAGACAGCAUUAAGCCAUGCUAUUAGCACUGAAUCACAGCAUGCCUUUGCAAAGAUGGACACUCAGUCUGGAAAUGAAGAAAUGUAUCAGAUGUACAAACCUCAUGAGAGCAGUUCUAGUGAUACUGUACUUGCACAGGAUGAACAGAAUCCAAAAGAUGAAGACUCUCUUACUUCUAAGAGUCUUGCUCAAUUUAAUAAUGAUGCCACUUGUCAGAAGUCUCUUACUAGCAGCACAUUUGUUUUGAAGAAGGCAACUAACACAACAUUGUCUGUUGAUACUGAGUUGUUAUGCACUGGAGAAAAAUCAGAAUAUGACAAAAAAGACAAAAAGCUAAAUACUAUUUUAUCUGACACUCUGAAGACAUCUUUUAUUAAAAAAACCCUGUUUCUAAACUGUGGUCUAACAGACUUUGCAGCUGUAAAUAAAAAAUCCUACAGUCCAUAUUCAAAAGAACAUGGAAAGUAUGAUACAGAACUGAAUUAUAUUAACGCUUGUCAAGAAAGUGAAAUAAUCCAAUUGGCAAAGCCUGACAUAAAUACAAGCUUAGAUUUCCUGAGCUCAAGACAUACAACUGUUUCAUCAUUCCAAGGCAAGAAAGUCAAGUUCAAAUGGCUCACUGCAGAUGAACAAAAAAAAAAACAAAACAUAGAUUUUAUGAUGAAAAUUAAUAAAACAUCCAAGUGGUCAGCUAUGUCUGUCACUCAUUACAAAGACAGUACUGCUACACAGAUUGGGUCUGGUGGCUUGACUGAGAAAACCAUUUUGCCAGCAGUGGUUCUUCUGUGCCCAGAGAGAAGCCGUGUACUUCAAGAAAAUGGAAAUUAUGGACCAGUCACAUUCCACUACUCGUUGCAUCCUCUUGCUGAUAAGCAAUCAGAUGACACAGAACCAAGCUCUCUGGUUUAUGAGUACCAAUUGCCAAAUCAUCCUCCAAGAGGAUGA